AUGUGUUCGGAGGUGUCAAAAACGUUUUUGAGAGUGAAGCGGAAGUUGGACCUUGGCCAUCAGACUUUCAUUACCAAUUGUGCCAAGGCAAAUAUUGGGCCGAUUAAAUCUUUUAAACUGUAUAAAGAAAUGGUGGGUGAUUAUUCAAAAAUAGGGGCAACGAGUGUUGAUAUCUGUAAUUUCAGACGUGAUUUGUUGGCUUAUAUUGAGACGGGAGAUGCGCAUCUAAUACUUGCCAAGUAUCGACAAAAAAAAGAGGUGUGCCCGAAGAUGUACUUCGAGUACGAUGUAGAUGAGUAUGACCAUUUAUGUCGGGUGUUUUGGGCGGAUCCAGAGGCUAGAAGGAACUUUGCACGAUUUGGAGAUGCAAUGUCGUUUGAUGCUACAUACAGUACGAACAGGUAUAGCCUGGUUUUUGUCCCUUUCACUGGGGUGGACCAUCACAAGAAAUGCAUUACAUUCGCUAUAGGGUUAAUAUCUAAGGAAGAUGUAAAAUCAUAUGUCUGGCUGCUUGAGAAUUUCAAGAAAUGCAUGGGGCAUGUGCCGCAGUUGACAGUGACCGAUCAAGAUCCCACCAUGAAGAGUGCCGUUGCACAGGUGUUUGAAUCAACUCGCCAUCGUUUCUGCAUGUGGCAUAUCAUGACCAAGGUUAGCGAGAAGGUAGGGUCAACAUUGGCAAAGAACGAAGAGUUUCGUAGGGCAUUGAAUGCUGUUGUGUGGAAUGAGAAACUUAAAAUUGAAGAGUUUGAGGUUAGGUGGCAUCAUAUUAUGGAGGACUACGGGCUCAGUGAACACAAAUGGUUCAAGCAAAUGUUUGAGGUGCGUGAAUUUUGGAUUCCUGCAUAUUUCCACAAUGUCUUCAUGGGAGGGUUAUUACGAACUACAUCACGGUCAGAAGCAGAGAAUAGUGUAUUCGGGAGUUACACUAGCCAACACGCUAGCUUAGUGGAGUUUUUCUUGCAAUUCGAGGCGGCAAUAGAUACCCAACGGCAUAAACAAGCGAAGCUUAAUGCAGAUUGUGAAAGCAAGUUUCCAGAGAUGAAAACCCCGUUGAAGAUCGAGCGACAUGCCGCGACUAUUUACACCAUAGCUAUUUUCUAUGAUGUGCAAGAGGAGAUUUAUGCGGGGUGUGUCACGUCUCGAAUCAUAUCUAAGAUGGCUGAGGGCGAUUCUAUACACUUCGUGGUUGAAGAUGGUGAUGGGGGAUUAUUUGAUGUGUACGCGAAGAAUGUUGACCUGUCAUUUGAUUGCACAUGUCGAAUGUUUCAAAGGGUUGGGUUGUUGUGCAGGCAUGUGUUUGUCUUAUUAAAGGAUUCCCGCGUAGACAUCAUUCCGUCUCAAUAUAUUGUUGCAAGAUGGACUCGAGCCUAUGAUGGCGAGGUGUGUAGGGGAGACAACAUAGGUGUUGUUACGGAUCCAAAUUCUGCACUCACCCAAGUUUGGAAUGAGUUCUACAAUUGUGUUGGCCGUGCAUGUGGAAAUACCGACCGCCUGGUGGAGUUGGCAACAUUAUUGAAAGCUCAUAGUGAGAUAUCCACCAAUAGCAACAAUGCUGUUACCCCAAGUACUGCUAAGGUAAGUGUUAUCCAUUCAUUUUGUGGCUCGCCAAAGUCAUCAGAUGUUGUUGUCCGGCCACCUAACAUUGCUAAGAAUAAAGGGUCUGGGAAGCGAUUGAAAUCGAUAAGAGAGAAGGUUGCCGAGAAAGCAACUAAGGCUAAACGGUUGUGUAGGACUUGUAAGCAAUUUGCACACCAUGAUAGUCGUAAUUGUCCCGAGGCGUAG
This is a messenger RNA of Ipomoea triloba (trilobed morning glory), 1782 nucleotides long. Its product is annotated as protein FAR1-RELATED SEQUENCE 5-like. The transcript is spliced from 2 exons. The record is from RefSeq and is a predicted model, not a curated record. Gene Ontology annotation, molecular function: zinc ion binding. Lineage: Eukaryota; Viridiplantae; Streptophyta; Magnoliopsida; Solanales; Convolvulaceae. Bases 1 to 1782 code for a protein of 593 amino acids. Gene Ontology annotation, biological process: regulation of DNA-templated transcription.